Molecule: messenger RNA, 477 nt
Organism: Funneliformis caledonium
Lineage: Eukaryota; Fungi; Glomeromycota; Glomeromycetes; Glomerales; Glomeraceae
Source: the annotation of a GenBank genome assembly
AUGCCAUCACCUUAUAUCUUCAUCCCAGCACUAGUGUUCUGUGCACCACUUAUUCUCAGCGUAUUGGGAACCUUUACUGCAUUUGCGGCAAUUACUUCUUUUCUGGCUCUUUUCGUUGUAGCGAUCCGCUUAGGAUUCUUGGUAAUAGAAUUUUCAGGUGGUUUCCUAUUAGACACUAUAGAAUGGGGCGUAAGGAAGUUUACCCGAGAAAUUCCUCACAACGAUAAGAAGAACAACAAAAAGGAUACAAAGGACAUUUCUAAUAUAAAACUACAUCAGAAUCAUAAUGGAAAGAAACUUCAUAAAAGUAAACAAAACAAAUUGCCAACGUCAAAGAUUUCUCCUAAAAUGACUACUUUAUGGGAAAAAACGGAUGGUUUUAAUGGAUUUGUAAAUAAUUUUGUUAGUAAGGAUGAUUAUUUCAUGGCUAGCAACAAGAGACCAAAUGGGAGAAGGGCAAGGAGCGAUUUCAUCUAA